AUGGCACAGACCACUCCUCAGGUUGCUCUAUGGAGCGACAUGUAUUACGAAGGAGACAGUGUUCAAGUCCCUACAGACAAUGACUAUCAUGCUCUCAGCGAAUUCCAGCCCGACUUGUGGCAGUGCCUUGGUAUCAUUGACGACGCUGAUACAAAGAAAAUUGGCUCUCCUGGGAUGAGUAGUCUUUACAACAUUGAUUUCAAUGACAAGUUGGUGAAUAUCGCUUGUCUCACGCCUGCGCAGAACUCGUACUAA
Aspergillus costaricaensis CBS 115574 is the source of this 255-nucleotide messenger RNA. RefSeq lists its product as uncharacterized. The record is from RefSeq and is a predicted model, not a curated record. Bases 1 to 255 code for a protein of 84 amino acids. The transcript has 3 exons. NCBI's taxonomy places the organism in Eukaryota, Fungi, Ascomycota, Eurotiomycetes, Eurotiales, Aspergillaceae.